GGGACUUAAAAUCUCACAAAAAACGAGCAUGUGAGUAGUGAGUGACUGAGCAAUACUAACUAAUGAACUGAAAUGAGUCUGAAAUGUAGGGCCAAGAUCAGAUACGAGACUGCUGGAAUCAAAGCUGAUAUUUACUUUACCAGAAAUAAUAAUAAUAAUAAAACCAUCAAUGUUUUUGUCUUGUAAAUAUGGGAAGAUAAUAUAGAAUGUUUGUUUAUGUAAACAUGGAAUAAACAUUAAUUCACAGCCCUAGACUCAUCUUUACUUUGCAACAUCCACAGAAUUAGUUUAUUGAAAACUGAGGAGUCAGUCCAACCGUGUGUACUUCUUCAAUGAAAAUGAAGCUCCAGCUACUUUAAAAUAACAAUAUGACCUUGUAUUUCAUUAUUAUCUUUCGGAUCCUGAGAGGAACCUAUAUGCAAACUAUGUGUAAUAAGGACAUUUUGUUCCUUGUAUUCAAAUAAAGCUGUGAAACCGUAAUACAGAGGACAGUUCAGUGUGUGAGAGGAACGAGGUGAGUUCAUAUUAAUGAUCUAGCAAUAACUAAUCAGUUCUUAAUUCUAAGUUUGUUCAUCAUAGACAUGCAAAAUCAUAUUUCAGCUAAAAUAUGUAUUGAUGCAUAUUCAAAUGUAUGAGCUAUUUUCUGCAGCGACUGUAGAGCCACAAACAUGAUAUUUCAUCAGCCUCAGUUCAGUCCUGUGAUAGCGGUCAGCUCAAACCAGUGGAGCACUGGAAUCUGCGGAUGCUUUGAUGACUGCAAUGUCUGCUGCUUCGCCAUGUGGUGUCCCCUCUGCUUUAUUUGUUCCACCGCAUCAGAUUUUGGGGAGUUUUGCUGUCUGCCCAUGAUUGAUAAUUGUGCCUGCACCCCUCCGGUGUCUAUGGCACUGCGGGCUUCUGUGAGAAAUCGAUAUGGCAUACAGGGCGGGUUGGGAUCAGACUGCAUGUAUGUGACCUUUUGCAACAUUUGCUCCUGGUGCCAAAUAGCAAGAGAAUUAAAAAGACGAAGCACAAAUCACAUGGUGGUUAAUGCUCAACCUGCGGUCUUAGCAAUUCCCUCAGUGGUGGUUUCCGCCCCAAAACCUGUUGUAACAACACAGGUUACAACAACAGUGGGUUAACUGAAGAUCUCAUCAGAUUAACCCACUGUGGAAGUUAGUUGAGAUUUUCCAUUGAUGGGUGAAGUGAUUUUUUAUUUAUUUUUUUAUAUACUGUUGGAGUUGGACAUUGACUCUGGAGACCAUAUAUCAUUGUGUACAUACAUAUAUAACCAUAUGCACACAUAUUCAAUAAGUUUUUAUGCUUUUGGCAGCUUGCCUCCUCUUUUAAAAGUCUCACCACAGCAAACAAACCUAAAUGCGUGAGAUCUUUCCAAGAUAAGUCAUCUACAAG
Carassius gibelio (silver crucian carp) is the source of this 1389-nucleotide messenger RNA. Its product is annotated as cornifelin-like. The record is from RefSeq and is a predicted model, not a curated record. NCBI's taxonomy places the organism in Eukaryota, Metazoa, Chordata, Actinopteri, Cypriniformes, Cyprinidae. The transcript has 3 exons. Bases 669 to 1118 code for a protein of 149 amino acids.